Molecule: messenger RNA, 2397 nt
Organism: Clonostachys rhizophaga
Lineage: Eukaryota; Fungi; Ascomycota; Sordariomycetes; Hypocreales; Bionectriaceae
Source: the annotation of a GenBank genome assembly
AUGACGCCCACUAACCCCUCCGCGCCGGCGCCCUACGACACGCCUCUCUCCCAGCCGCCUUCCCUCCAGCAUCAGAAACAGCUCAAGCCCCAGCAGUCCCCGCCGCCGCAGCAGCUGCACCAGCCUCUAUCCCUGCCGCGCAGCGUGAAGCGCCCCCGACCCGUCAAGUCUUGCACCGAGUGUCGCAAGCGGAAGCUGCGCUGCGACCGCUCAUGUCCUUGCUCCCAGUGCCAGAAGUCGAGCCGAAUCUGCAAGUAUGCCGCCGACAACGACACCGGGAACCUCUCCGACGCCUCGGACAGCGAGAUAACCGAUUCCGCGCGACCGACGAAACGCAAUUGUCUUCCUGCGGCACCAAUCGCGCCUCUGAAAUCAGCUACGGUCAUGUCCACAGUAACAGAGCCGCUAUACACGCCCUUUCGCAACGGAGACCCGGCAAUGAAACAACCCACACUCGAAAUCCUGCUGGAUCGGAUAGAGAGCUUGGAGAAGCGUUUACAGCCUCGAAACUCGGCAGACAGCGAGCCUGCAGGUUGGAGGAGAUCGCUUGAAGUCUCAGCUAAGACCGUUCGCGCCUUGUCUGUGAAGCUUGGGGGUCAGAGGGCGCGCCUCCAUGGCCCGGGGAGCCCACGUGUGUUGUUGAAUCUUUUUGACGAAGCAAAAGACUUCAUGCGCGACCAUGCCAAAGAUCGAGAAACGAGGGAAAUAUUCUCUAGUUUCAAAAGGCUUCAUACCGUACUACGUGCCGAGUACCAGAGAUCCUUGUCCCCAAUUCCCAUAUUCGUCGAGUCCAUGCUACCACUCCAAAAGCGCAUGGCUGAUAUUCUGCCCAACAAGGGCGUAUGCGACCGACUGCUCAAAGCGUACUUCGACGCAAACGAAACCAUGUACCGUAUCGUACACAUUCCCUCAUUCACAAAGCAGUACAAUCGGUAUUGGGAGAGCAAGCCGUCAACAGAAGCGUUCCUCCCCCUUCUGCUGACCAUCCUUGCGACCGCAUCCCGCUUCGGCACCAAGUCGAGGGGUCUCGGCCACGAACGAAGCGAGAGCAUCCACCUACCCACGGCUUGCGCCCUUGUCCAGUUAUGGCUCAGUGGCCUGCAGGGAAAGCAGCUGAUCGAGCUGGACACUCUCCAGGUAUCUCUCUCACUAGUAAUGACCAAGCGCCUGUUUAGGGAGGGCACCCGUGACGGGUGGACAGCCCUUUCGUCGAUUGUGCGCAUGGCGAUGGAUAUGGGACUUCAGCGAGACCCCUUGGAAUUCGGCGGUGCCAUCUCUCCGUAUAUCGCCGAGAUGAGGCGACGCCUCUGGAUCACAGUGGCAAACUUAGACUACUUCGUGUCCAAUGACUGCAAUAUGCCCAGUGUCUUACGCGAGGGAGAUUUUACGACCCGGCCUCCUCUGAAUGUAGACGAUUCAGAGCUGUACCCGGAAAUGACGGAGCUACCGCCCAGCAGGGCCUUUGACCAAGUCACAGACAUGCAAAUCCAGUCGUAUUCGGCCAUGACGCUCGGUAUUCGAUUGAAAGCCGCAAGCCUGGUGCGCCGAGUCGACUUGAUAACAGACUGGACCGAGAUUCUCGAGGUAGGCUCCAAGUUAGAACGGCAUUUGGAAGAAAUCAAUGCCAUCGCGCCUCGGCACGGUGCGAUGGCUAACGAAGCAAAGAAUGCUCGGCUAUGGAAGACACUCAUACUCCUCGACGGACAUGUCCGGCGCCCGCUCCUCAACUUGUACCGACCUUUUACUCUCGGAGUACCAAAUGUCCCGCCUCAAAUUCUGCGGGGCUAUUUCCGAUCGUCAAUGGCUCUGAUGAGCAUUGUGGAGGAGCUUGAUCCAACCAGUGCGGAUUAUGAGGAUAUAAAUGACAUGUCGCAUGCAUCCCUGAAAGGCGACAUUGAACAGGCUGCGUUCAGCGUCUGCUACUACAUCCGCGCCGCGAUGCGACAGGCUACAGACAGCACGUCUCUAGCCAUGCAGCAGGCACUCCGCAUGUCACCCGAGGCCGACGAUCCCCCGCACAGCGGUGGGUUGGUGCUGUGGUCCCUCCCUCGGCUGAUCAACACGACCCAAAACGUACUCGAUUUUCUUAUCAAGAAUAUUAAGCGGGGAGAUACGAAGGACAUCAUAUGCCUCUCGGUGGUCCUCGAGAGUGUGAAGAAGCCGAACCCCCACCCGGAGGAGAUGGCAUAUGGAUUGCGCGUCGUCCUGGACUCGUGUCUACGAUCUGCUAACCUCAGCCUCGAGAGACUAGCAGCUGCACAGGCGGAAACCCCCCAGGGUGAAUUAUAUGGCCCUGCAAGGCCGGCAUACUCGAAGCAAACUUUGAAUUCGGUCAACCUCCUCAGCUCUGUCGAUGAUGACCAGGAUGGCUGGGCGUUUUGGGACGGAUGGGAGUAA